Molecule: messenger RNA, 7888 nt
Organism: Chelonia mydas (Green sea turtle)
Lineage: Eukaryota; Metazoa; Chordata; Testudines; Cheloniidae
Gene: SOX5
Product: SRY-box transcription factor 5
Exons: 15
Coding region: 489-2864 (791 amino acids)
Biological process (GO): positive regulation of chondrocyte differentiation; cell fate commitment; regulation of transcription by RNA polymerase II
Cellular component (GO): nucleus
Molecular function (GO): DNA-binding transcription factor activity, RNA polymerase II-specific; RNA polymerase II cis-regulatory region sequence-specific DNA binding
Source: RefSeq, a predicted model, not a curated record
UGUCUCCGUGUGUGUAUGAUGUGGAGCAUUCACACUGUCUUAUAUGUGUGUGAAUGUGUGCGUGUGCAUUACUAUUUGACCAGAUGCUGCAGUGCACUGGCCAGUCCCUGUCUCUGCAUGUGUGUAUGUGUAAGUGUGUGUGCGCGCGCGCCUCUGUCAUUUCAUGUCAAAGGUCCAUUACCUGAUUACCUUUCUCGUCUGCCAGAUUUUUAUCUAGAUAAUUGGAACUGCUAUGAAGGCUGUGGUCUGCCAGGCAGCUUAGAUUCUCUAAAACCAUAGUUUGUCCACCUUGUUAUCUGUGGCUGUCUGGGCAGAGGAAAUUAAAGAGAUCCACAGCUAAGGGAUUCCUUUGACUUGCUCAGAGAGAAGGGUUUAAAAAAAAAAAUCAAGAGGACAGACUGAAAGUUUAUUGUUGUUUUUGUGCCUUGUGUGUGCGUGUUGUUUUGGCAUGUGGAUACCUUUCCCCCUUCACACACCAGGGCUGUUUGAUGGAGUUUGGAGCUGAGGAAACUUUGGUUUUGUUGCCAGGACCGUUCGCAGCACUUUGUGGCAAGCAAGAGCUAACAGUGAGACCGACAGAGAUGUCUUCCAAGCGACCAGCCUCUCCGUAUGGGGAAGCAGAUGGAGAGGUAGCCAUGGUGACAAGCAGACAGAAAGUGGAAGAAGAGGAGAGUGACGGGCUCCCAGCCUUUCACCUUCCCUUGCAUGUGAGUUUUCCCAACAAGCCUCGCUCUGAGGAAUUUCAGCCAGUUUCUCUGCUGACGCAAGAGAGUUGUGGCCAUAGGACUCCCACUUCUCAGCACAAUACAAUGGAAGUUGAUGGCAAUAAAGUGAUGUCUUCAUUUGCCCCGCACAACUCAUCUACCUCACCCUUGAAGGCAGAAGAAGGUGGGCGUCAGAGUGGAGAGUCAUUGUCCAGCACAGCCCUGGGAACCCCUGAAAGGCGUAAAGGCAGCUUAGCAGAUGUUGUAGACACUUUAAAGCAGAGAAAAAUGGAAGAGCUCAUCAAAAACGAGCCAGAAGAAACUCCCAGUAUUGAAAAGCUACUAUCAAAGGACUGGAAAGACAAGCUUCUUGCCAUGGGAUCAGGGAACUUUGGAGAAAUAAAAGGGACUCCAGAAAGCCUAGCUGAGAAAGAAAGGCAGCUUAUGGGUAUGAUCAAUCAACUGACCAGUUUGCGUGAGCAGCUGCUGGCAGCUCAUGAUGAACAGAAGAAACUGGCUGCAUCACAAAUCGAGAAACAACGCCAGCAAAUGGAGCUGGCUAAGCAGCAACAAGAACAGAUUGCAAGACAACAGCAGCAGCUUCUGCAGCAGCAACACAAAAUUAACCUUCUUCAGCAACAGAUCCAGCAGGUUCAAGGUCAGCUUCCUCCAUUGAUGAUUCCAGUGUUCCCUCCAGAUCAACGAACCCUAGCAGCAGCCGCUCAGCAAGGAUUCCUCCUUCCUCCUGGUUUCAGCUACAAGGCAGGAUGCAGUGACCCUUACCCUGUUCAGCUGAUCCCAACUACCAUGGCAGCUGCUGCCGCAGCAACACCAGGCUUAGGCCCACUCCAACUGCAGCAGUUGUAUGCUGCUCAGCUUGCUGCAAUGCAAGUGUCUCCAGGAGGCAAGAUACCUGGCAUACCCCAAGGCAACCUUGGUGCUGCUGUUUCCCCUACCAGUAUCCACACAGACAAGAGCACAAACAGUCCUCCACCCAAAAGCAAGGAUGAAGUGGCCCAGCCGCUGAACCUCUCAGCUAAACCCAAGACGUCUGAGGGAAAAUCUCCGACAUCGCCCACUUCUCCUCAUAUGCCAGCUCUGAGAAUAAACAGUGGGGCCGGUUCACUCAAAUCCUCAGUGCCAGCAACAUUAGCCAGUCCUUCAGCCAGAGUUAACACAAUAGAUAUUCUUUCUUCUAUCACGUCGUCAGGUUAUUUAAAUGACCACGAUGCUGUCACCAAGGCAAUCCAGGAGGCCCGACAGAUGAAGGAGCAACUUCGGAGGGAGCAACAGGUGCUUGAUGGGAAGGUGGCUGUUGUGAAUAGUCUGGGUCUCAAUAACUGCAGGACAGAAAAGGACAAAACAACACUGGAUAGCUUGACUCAACAGCUGGCAGUAAAACAGAAUGAAGACGGGAAGUUUAGCCAUGCUAUGAUGGAUUUCAACAUGAGUGGGGAUUCUGACGGAAGUGCAGGUGUCUCAGAAUCUAGAAUUUAUCGGGAAUCCAGAGGGCGUGGAAGUAAUGAACCUCAUAUCAAGCGUCCAAUGAAUGCCUUCAUGGUGUGGGCUAAAGAUGAGCGAAGGAAGAUCCUUCAAGCCUUCCCUGACAUGCACAACUCCAACAUUAGCAAGAUACUGGGAUCUCGCUGGAAAGCUAUGACAAACCUAGAGAAGCAGCCAUACUAUGAGGAGCAGGCCCGACUCAGCAAGCAACACCUGGAGAAAUACCCAGACUAUAAAUACAAGCCCAGGCCGAAGCGCACCUGUCUUGUGGAUGGCAAAAAAUUGCGGAUCGGCGAGUACAAGGCAAUCAUGCGCAACAGGCGACAAGAGAUGAGGCAGUAUUUUAAUGUUGGGCAACAAGCACAGAUUCCUAUCGCCACCACUGGUGUAGUCUACCCAGGAGCCAUCGCCAUGGCAGGAAUGCCCUCCCCCCAUCUGCCAUCAGAGCACUCGAGUGUGUCCAGCAGCCCAGAGCCCGGGAUGCCUGUCAUCCAGAGCACUUAUGGCAUCAAAGGCGAGGAACCCCACAUCAAAGAGGAGAUGCAGGCCAGUGACAUCAAUGGAGAAAUCUACGAUGAGUACGACGAAGAAGAGGACGACCCUGAUGUGGACUACGGCAGUGACAGUGAAAAUCACAUUGCAGGACAAGCCAACUGAUAAGGGUCCAAAUAUUGCGUGACCUUACAGGACUUCAAGGAGGAAAAAAAAAAAAAGCCCCACCUGGUUUAUCCUUACCAGUGGCCAAGCACAUUAACUUUCUCAUACACUGACUGUUACUUUAACUGUUAGUCUUAACUAGUUGGGACAUCAGCUGACUAAUAGACAUCAGCCUGCAUUUAAAAAAAAAAAGGCCCAGAAGAAAGGAAACAAUGAUGGUAACAACAACAAAAGAAUGAAAUAAGCUAUGGGUAAAAUAAUGCCAGUAAUUCAGCUGCUAUACCCAAGCACUGAAGUCUUACCCGUCGACCUUUGAUUAUUUUUUUUUUUCAAAUAAACUCUAUGGCUGUUUGUUCUACAAUGUUCUAGAAAUUCUCACUCAGGUACACAGUGCCAACAAGUGGCUUGUGAAUGUGUUUUGUUGUUUUGUGCUACAGUUUAAAGAGAAGUAAAUUUUUUUUUUUUUGGUAAUGCACCUGACAGGAAAAAAAAAAAAAAAAAGACAAUUCCUUUUACCCCUCUGCCUCCUCCUCCUCCUUUUCCCUUCUCCUUUGAAUAUUUAGGGUUGGCGGCACGCAUGUGUGUGUAUGGUGGGGAAGGGAGUGGGGAGUCUGUUUCUGUAAACCCCAACAAGCAAUUUCCUUUCUCGAGAGGACUUCUCUUCAUCAGUUGCACACCACACCGAGUCUUUGAGCAAGUGCCAAAUUUGUACUAAAGCGCUGAACUAGUUCAAUUUUAUUUUUCCGGUUGGUCGCUUUUGUUUCUUGUUCUGUCUUAAGUUAGGACAGUGUUAUUAUGUCUUAGACAAUCCCUCGAAGAACCUGAUAUACCAGCAGCUGGUGAGAUUAGACUUUGUUUUCUUUUCUUUUCUUUUUUAAAGGAAACUGUAGGUGCCGUUCUCAGGUGAAAGUGAGAGAGACAUAAGAAAAUUUAGAGAAAAAUAUUUUAUGAUCUUGGAUUUUUGUGUGUGUGUGUUUAUGGUACUAAUAAGAAUAAUAUUGGACCAUUGUGAGCAAAAAUCAUAUUCAGGAUGAAAUCCCACAUCCUCCAAACAACUUGGUCUGUAAGGAGCCUUUGCUUUUAAUUUAUACUUCAAAUGGCAACAUAAAAAAUGACCGUUGUUAGAACAGGGCAGGCAAAUUGGAAGUACUAACCUCUAGAAUGAGCGAAAAUGGAUGAAUCUGGGGCUGAUCUCUGAUCCAUAAGGCAGAUCUUGGCUGAGACUCUGCUCUCUCUACCUACUUGGAACACCCACGGGCAUCAGUGGGAUGUCUGUGCAAGGAGAAAGAACAAAAAUAACAAUGAAGCAAUUCCCCCAUCCACUGUGGGCAGCAAAAUCCUGAGUCUUUGAGGUUCCAAAAGGGUUGGAGACCAGGAAAAUAAAUAAAUUCCCUCAAGCUCUAACAGAUAUUUAUAAUGUUGUUCUAGACCUCCUUGCCUCAGUCAUCUCACCUGUAAAUUCUGUGCUGUUUACACAUGGGCAUGCACGUUUGAGACAGUGGCGUUGCACACAUAUAACCCUGGGCAGAAUUUAGCCCACGGUAUUUUCAGCAACCUAACUGAAAAUUCUGCUUUGUUUCAAAGUGACACAAAGCAUCCUUUGGUGCCUGACUCUGAUCCUCCUCUAAGAAGAGUGCGCCCAGUUUCAUGUGGUAAGACAGCAGGCAGCAGCAUUACCUAACCCUAGCACGAAAAGGAUACCUCUGAUUUCCAACAGCAGCUCUAUCCUAGGAAGUGCGGUCUCAUGUUACAGAAAAAAGCUUUCCAUUGAGGCACAGUUUGUGAACAUAGGGCGCCAUCCUACAGAUCUUUACUCACAGGAAGACGCUCAUCAUCAGCAUCACGGGAACGCCUCAUGUGAGUAAGGACUACACGCAUUUGCAGGAUCCAGCCCACAGUACUCACCAGUAGAUUCAGGGCCCUGACCCUGUCAGUCCUCACAGAUCCAAUUGCAGGAUCAUGACCUUACUUUGCCCUGAAGACAUACCACUUGAAGUGUAAAGCUCCUUCUCAAGACCUUGUGCAAAGCAAAUGACAAACAAACAAAUGCCAUUUAAGAGUUAGGACAAUACUCCAAUGAGCGGUUUGGAUGUGUGAUAGCUUCACCCCAUGCCAUCUUUUUUUCUCCCUCCCUUUUCUUUAUUUCCCCUUUUCGAUUUCCACCUCUGCAUCAAAAAUUCUUUUCACUUUUUCUCGCUUUCAGAAGACUUGCUCUGGGGUUACGCUUGGAGUAGCUGAUCACAUCCUCCACGUCAGAGGGUUUUAUUGGUUUUGUUUGUAUUUGAUGACUGUAUUUUUUUUUCAUUUGAACUGCCUCUUCUUGCUAGUGUUGUAAUGGUAAUUAUAAUAAUAAUAAUAAUAAUGGUCAGCUGUUCCCAGAUUAGUAAAUUAUGUAUAAUUUAUUUCCCUUUUUUCUACCUUAUUUUAUUCUGUUCUGAUUUGGCAGUGCAGCAAAUGAAGCUGUUGAGAUAUUUAAAAUUGCUGCCCAACCCCGCUUUUUUAUAUAGACAUAUAAAAACUCACUUCUUCCCAUGCUCACCCCCAUUCUUAUUUCUUCAUUUUAAUUUUGGCCCCAGUCAUGUCAACUUCUGAUGUUUAUUAUGAUGGAGUGAAUUAAUGGAAGUGUUGUUUUCAAUCUUAAUUAACUUCUGCUCUCUCAUCACUCAUUUUAGUUAUUUAAUUACACCAGUCAUCUAGAGCCAAUUUUUUUAAGCACUCUGUUUGGAUAAGAAGAAAAAAAUAGACAAUUGUUUUUAUAUCAUUCUUAUGUACAAUGUGAAAACAGAUAUUUGCUUCUUCUUUUUUUAAUUUGUUCCCUGUCUUUGUGAACAAAUUAUUUCUGACUCUUGUGGAUUCACCUCACAUUUGCUGGUUGCUUGAUUUCCACCAUGUUAUAGAGAUGCUCUGGUUUAAUUAUGUGACUUCGGGCUACGAGAAUACUUUGUUUUAGCUCCAGGUAGGUGCCACCAAGGCAGGCAUGGUGAAAUUCUGGCCUCAUUGAAGUCAAUGGGAGUUUUGCCUUAGACUUUGAUGGGACUAGCAUUUCACCCAAAAAAGCUAUGAGCUUGAUACUCAAGGCCUCACUCAUGGGAGUAGCCCUGUUUAAGCCAAUGGGCCUAGUCGCGUGAAUUAGGAGCACUUGUAAGGGCUGGAGGACUAAGCCCUAUUCCUCAUAAUGGGUGAUGUGACAGAAUUCCUUUUUGGGGAGGUGUGGGAGAUGGGGCUGUGCUUUACAUUCUGUGUUGUCUUUGACUGAGUCUCAGAACGAAUGCUAAAAAAAGAAAAAAAAAAUGCUGACUUUAUUGCAACCCAACCUAUACCUGAGAGACUAUGCUAGGACCUAGGGCUUGGGUCAAAUUUUCAAACCUGGGUAGCUUGCUAAAGACCCUGGAUUUAGAUGUUGAAACUGAUACAGCCCUACAAAGCAUGUGCUUAAGUAUUUUGCUGGAUCAGAGCGCCCAUAUGUCCUAUAGUAUUAAAACACCCAUGUUUGAAAUAGAGGCCCUUUUUAAAAAAACUAUAAAAGUAGUUCUUGUCUUGUUUCUUUCUUUUCCUGGGUUUUGUGUCCUUAUGGCUCUGAGAAAAGCCAGGUUAGAACAGAUUAGGAUAGUAUUAACCUAAAAUUGCACAAAAAGCCUAGCAUAUAUAUGGGCCAAGCUCGCCCCUUUCCUGGGAAUCUAUAUAAUGAUGAUCUUCUUGUUAGAACUUUUGUGUUGGUCACACAUUUCAUUUCCUCAGAAAUCAGGGCAGCUUCUUACUCCAGUGUGUCUCAAACUUCUCAGAGAGUAAUACCAGCAGUGGGGAAAAGAGGGUCUAAAGAAAAAAAAUGGAGGGACUGACUGGUAAGCUCAAUGAAAUAACACAUAAUUCUUUCUGAAUUUAUUCAUGCCUUAUAUUAGUAAAAUAGGAUUUUUAAGUGCAUUUAACAUCUUUAUUUAACCGUUCCGCUAUAUUAAUCAGGCCCCCAGAAAAGAACACUAGCUACUAUUAUAGAAUUUAAUUAGUUUUGUAACAAAAUCCUCUUAUUACAAAUGCAUAUGGAAGAAAUUCUUUCUGCAUAGACAUUAUUUCAAAGAUUUGGUUUCUGCAGUAGACUCUUUAAUUAAAUCAUUUUUUUAAAAAGUAAAUUGUCUUUAACCUUUUUACAGCACAUUUUCAAAGCUUUUUCUUUUUUAAUCCAAAGAGAUGAGCUGUUAUUGUCGCUGAAGAAGACUCUGACAUUACGUUUGUAACAUCAAAAAUAAUUACACACAGUGGCAACAUAGACCUCACUUAGCAAGAAUUUAGCCACUAAAAUUAAUCGCAACUGCAUAAUAUAUCAUAUGUUUAAGGGCAUGGUUUAUCAAAUAUGAAAUAUUUUGUCUGCCCACUUCUUGAUAGAAUCCCAUCUUCAAUUUUGCAAGGAAAUGUAUGUAAUUCAUUAGAUGUGGAUCCAAGUGUAUCCUCAACUCACAGGGCAUGGGAUGGAUGUUUAGCUUGGUUUAUAUUUACAUUUUCUUCAACUUUAUCUUAACUUGUCAGUUUCCCAGAUUGAAGAACAUGUCAAGUUUGUUUUUUCUACUGACUGAUUUCUCUACUCCCCAGUGUUUUUUGUCACUGGUUUGCUGAAACAGUAUUUAUAUAGCUCCAUUGGCUCUAAAGCUCUUCUUCCUCCUUCUAACAUUUUGGAUUUUACAAGUGAAAAGAAAAAUAGAAAAGAAAAUAGAGACAAUCAAAUGCCUGGAGCUUAAAACAAAGUAUGUGCAACCUACCAUCUCACUUGAAAUUUAAUAAAAGAAAUAAUUAUGUAAAUAUAACAUAGAGUUAUAGAUUUAUAUUUUGUUCAUAACACAUAGUGUAAUAUAAGUUGUAUAUUUUCAUGUUUUGGUUUUAUGUUAUCAUUCAUGCCACAAUAAAUUAAAAAACCAGGAGUUGAUGUACUCUUUAAGAUGUGGGUUACCACCAUGCUGGGUUUUUUUGCAUUCCCCUUUUUUCAGUAUUAUUGCCCUACAAGGCACCAAUAAAAACAGCAAAUGUGUUCUUUA